ACCAGUUAUCGACUGCCUAUCGUGGACAGUAAACAAAAAAAUAGUUGAAAGCCACAAAAAACUUGCAGUGAAUGUUGCAAGCGCGUAGAUUAUUAGUUUAACAAUGGAAACGACAGAUGAAACGCCGGUUGAUAGAAACAAAUGUCGUGUUUGCCUUGGUGAGUGCACUGAAAAUGCCAUGCGUUCGCUUUUUACCGAGGAUGCAGCUGUGGAUAAUGAUGAAGUGGAGGAGGAGGCGUCAGAUGAUAACGAGGCCGCCAAACUGCGACUGAAUAACCAAAUUGAAUACUGCUGCGGCAUCAGAAUACGACGCUCAUCGCUGCUACCCACAAAAGUCUGCGAACGUUGCUGUGAAUUUGUCAAAAUGUGGUUCAGCUUUCGUCAAAUGUGUCUCAACUCCCAGGUGUAUUUGGAGAGCACAUUUCUGGGGCAUGAGAAGCCCGACGAUUUGCUGAAUGCUAGCGAAAGUGUCUAUUUUGAAUAUUUGUAUGAAACACUGCAGCUGCAAACACUGAAACAUUACAGUAAUUGCAAUGACGAUGAGGAUGAGGAGGAGGAGGAGGAUAUGCAGUCUGCCGACUCUGCUGAGCUGGACUAUGUUGUCGACUAUUACGAGGAAAACUAUGUGACAGACAAUGUGGCAGUUACAGUUGAGGCAACUGAAGCCAGUGCCAAACAUAAACUGCCAGAGAUUAUAACUGAUUUGGACCAGCAACAAUAUAAUGAUGAGCAGUGCGAGGCCGUCGAAGUGGAGCAGUCCAUGCUGUAUGGCGAGGACGAUGUAAAGUUGGAGACAUGCGAUGGCAACUUUUCGGAAGACAAUGAAGAUUUCUUAUCGCCCACACCAUCGCCUGAUCCGCGUCCAAGUACAACGUCUGCGAAACGUAAACCCGGCAGACCGCGCAAACCCGACAACGAACUCAAAGUGAAGCGCAAAACGAAAGGAGAACCUGCGUUAAAAGUGGACAAUCUAGGCGAGAAUUCGCCCACCAAAUACAUGUGCAAUCUGUGCGGCAAUGUGUAUCCAAAGAAGGCGGCAUUCACCGCCCACAUGAUGGCGCACACCGACUACAAGCCACAUCAAUGCGAAAUCUGCUGCAAAUCUUUUCGGCAAAUGGGCGAGUUGCGUGCUCACAUUAGACGCCACACGGGAGAGCGACCUUAUAAAUGUCUCUACUGCGAUCGACAUUUCUACGAUCGCAGCGAGAAGGUGCGUCAUGAACGUGUCCACACCAACACACGACCCUACGAGUGCAAGGAAUGCGGGAAAACGUUCACGCACACGGCCAUCCUUAAGAAUCACAGUCUGGUGCACUCGGGCGAAAAAAAUUUCAACUGCAGCAUUUGCUCCAAAUCCUUCACGCUACUGCAUCAACUGAAAGCGCAUCUGCAAACGCUGACUCAUCGCAGCAAAGAGGAGCAAGCGUUUGCCAGCUCAACCAGUUACAUGCUCCACCAGGAUAUGGAUUAGUUUUAAGUUAGACGAAGCAUAUAAAAUAUACAAUUUA
Molecule: messenger RNA, 1508 nt
Organism: Drosophila nasuta
Lineage: Eukaryota; Metazoa; Arthropoda; Insecta; Diptera; Drosophilidae
Product: zinc finger protein 892
Exons: 4
Coding region: 104-1471 (455 amino acids)
Biological process (GO): regulation of gene expression
Cellular component (GO): nucleus
Molecular function (GO): zinc ion binding
Source: RefSeq, a predicted model, not a curated record